Molecule: messenger RNA, 2305 nt
Organism: Gossypium arboreum
Lineage: Eukaryota; Viridiplantae; Streptophyta; Magnoliopsida; Malvales; Malvaceae
Product: UDP-N-acetylglucosamine diphosphorylase 2-like
Exons: 15
Coding region: 480-1934 (484 amino acids)
Biological process (GO): UDP-N-acetylglucosamine biosynthetic process
Molecular function (GO): UDP-N-acetylglucosamine diphosphorylase activity
Source: RefSeq, a predicted model, not a curated record
AAUAUGGAAUUCGGACCCCCAAUGUCUGUCCUAUCGGGAUUCUAUUGCCAUUGCGCUUUCUAUUACAUACAUACAUGCAUGCAUACGUACAUACAUACAUACAUACAUAGCAUUUGAAAUCAGUGUUUUCAGAUUUGAUUAGAAAAUGAUGGACGGAUACAUUCAGAAUAAAGGUCAUUUCUUUCAUUAUUGCUUUUGCCUUUUAUUGGAUAAUAAUAGGAUUUAUCGUCAACGAUGAAUGAGUAAUGCAGUAAUUUGGAUGGGAGGAGAGGGCAUUGAGGGAAUUCCAGUUGUAUGUCGACACGCCACUCCACAGGUUUCUUGUCUUUGCUUUGCCAUGGAACCAACCACCUAGGCUAAUUAAUAAUAACUAAUACAGAGAAGAGAUGAGAUGAGAUGAGAUGAGAUGAGAUCUACCAAAACAUAAACAACAUUUGCAGGUUGGUUUGUUUAGUUUCUACGCAGCUUCUGGUAACAAAAUGAGGGAGCCGAUGGGGAUACACAGCAACGCUGUCGCUGCGCCCCCUCAGCUACUGCUGGAGAGGCUCAAAGAUUACGGCCAGGAAGACUCUUUCGCUCUUUGGGACGAGCUUUCCCCUGAAGAACGCCACCUCCUCCUUAACGAUAUACAGAGUUUGGAUCUUUCCAGAAUAGAUCGGAUUAUUCGCUGCUCGCUUCGAUCCCAGGGACUGCCGGUGGCAGCAAUAGAGCCAGUGCCGGAGAGUUGGGUGUCAUCGGUGGAUGAGAGAACGAUGGAGCACAGAGAAAGGUGGUGGAAGAUGGGAUUGAAGGCUAUCGCAGAAGGCAAAUUGGCUGUUUUGCUCCUAUCUGGUGGACAGGGGACUCGGCUUGGAAGUUCAGAUCCCAAGGGAUGUUUCAAUAUUGGACUUCCUUCUGGGAAGUCGCUUUUUCAACUGCAAGCUGAGCGGAUUUUGUGUGUUCAACGACUAGCUGCACAAGCUAUGAAUGAGGGUUCAGUGACAAUUCACUGGUAUAUAAUGACUAGUCCAUUUACUGAUGAUGCAACGGGAAAAUUCUUUGAGAGUCAUAAAUAUUUUGGUCUUGAAGCAGAUCAAGUUACUUUUUUCCAGCAAGGCACCAUACCUUGUAUCUCAAAGGAUGGUAGAUAUGUCAUGGAGACUCCAUUCAAGGUUGCUAAGUCUCCAGAUGGGAAUGGAGGAGUAUAUACAGCCUUGAAAUCUUCAAGAUUGUUAGAGGAUAUGGCCACGAGAGGGAUUAAAUAUGUUGAUUGCUACGGUGUUGACAAUGCAUUGGUUCGUGUAGCUGAUCCAACAUUCCUGGGAUAUUUCAUUGAUAAAGGUGUAGCUGCAGCUGCUAAAGUUGUCCGGAAGGCCUAUCCCCAGGAAAAGGUUGGUGUUUUUGUAAGGCGAGGUAAAGGUGGACCACUUACUGUGGUUGAAUACACUGAAUUAGAUCAAUCACUGGCUUCUGCAGUAAACCAGCAAACUGGGCGUCUACGUUUUUGUUGGAGUAAUGUGUGCUUACACAUGUUUACUUUGGAUUUUCUAAACCAAGUGGCAAAUGGCCUUGAGAAAGACAGCAUCUACCAUCUGGCGGAGAAAAAAAUUCCAUCUAUUCAUGGUUAUACAAUGGGUUUGAAACUAGAGCAGUUCAUAUUUGAUGCAUUUCCCUAUGCUCCUUCAACUGCUUUGUUUGAGGUAUUGCGAGAGGAAGAGUUUGCACCAGUGAAAAAUGCAAAUGGUUCAAAUUAUGACACUCCAGACAGCGCGAGGCUGCUUGUUCUACGACUACACACACGUUGGGUAGUUGCUGCGGGUGGCUUCUUAACACAUUCAGUGCCAUUAUACUCCACUGGUGUGGAGGUCUCACCGCAUUGUUCUUAUGCUGGAGAAAACCUAGAGUCCAUAUGCCGGGGAAGAACAUUUCAUGCACCUUGUGAAAUAACAUUUUAAUUUGACUUGUAUUAUUCACACAUUCUUGAUUAUGCAGCACCAAGGCAGCCUAUUUGGUUGAAAAGGCAAGGUCGUAUCACAAACAAAUUGGCAAUGGCAUGAUCUCAAGAUUUUGCAAUAAUUCUAUUUAUUGUUGCGGCUUUUUUGAAGUGUUUGGUGCAUUAAUUGAAGCAGUUGUUAUAAUUGGUAAAUCUGUUUAUAACGUUGUAUCAAAUGUAGAGUCCUCUUUCAGAACUCAAAAACACAUUAUUCAUUUCACAUUUUGAUUUGGUUGGGGUAUUAUGUAUUCAGCAUGUGAAUUAGUAAUCACUUAAUCAUUUUUAAGCACUUUAUUUUCAAUAAAGAGAAGAAAAACAUUUACUUAUUGUAAA